Molecule: messenger RNA, 495 nt
Organism: Prunus armeniaca (apricot)
Lineage: Eukaryota; Viridiplantae; Streptophyta; Magnoliopsida; Rosales; Rosaceae
Source: the annotation of a GenBank genome assembly
AUGGUUGAGGUGGCGGCAUCUUCGACAUCGUCGUCUUCAAUCUUCACCAACUACCCUCUUCUCUCUGCUGUUGUAGCUUUCGCCAUUGCCCAAUUCAUCAAGUUCUUCACCUCCUGGUACAAGGAAAGACGAUUGGAUUUCAAGCAACUUGUAGGAUCCGGCGGAAUGCCGUCUUCUCAUUCUGCGACUGUUACUGCGGUUGCUGCAGCCAUUGGGUUCCAAGAAGGCGUUGGCGGACCAAUCUUUGCAAUUGGAUUGAUCUUAGCAUGUGUUGUGAUGUAUGAUGCAACUGGUGUGAGAUUACAGGCUGGACGCCAAGCAGAGGUUUUGAAUCAAAUUGUGUAUGAACUUCCUGCCGAACAUCCUCUGGCAGAGAGCAGACCACUACGUGAACUUCUUGGCCACACACCCCCUCAGGUUAUUGUUGGUGGGUUGCUUGGAAUCGUCACAGCAGUCAUUGGCUACUUGAUUACUGUAACAAUCAGUCAUACAUGA